GAAGGAUAAAAAGUUUAAUGUUGAAAAUGGCGACAUCUACAAAGGACACGGAACAUUUUGACGAUUUAUUAACGUGUACAAUUUGUCUGGAAACUUUCAAAGUUCCGAAAUACUUGCCAUGUCUUCAUACUUUUUGUGAAUCUUGUUUACAAACUUACAUUAUAACAUCUACGAAAAAAGAAAAGGAGUUCGAGGGAUUCAAAUGUCCGGUAUGUCGAAAAUUUAUUUCAUGCAGUAAAACACCAGAAAAACCGGAAACAUGGGCAUCCACACUACCAAAGAACCACUUUGUGAUGUCAAUGUUGGAUAAGCGAGCAAUUCAAAGGUCUGAAAAAGUGUGCAACUCCUGUCAGAUAAACAAUGAAAUGAAAACGGCUAUAUCUUGGUGUACUAUUUGUGAAGAGGCGUUUUGUGAGCAGUGUGAUAAAUGUCACAAAUCUUUCAAAUUUUUAGCAAAGCAUAAACUUAUUUCAAUCAAUGGAAUUCAGUCAGGGAAUUCCGAUUUGAAAAUUUCUGAAGUCCUCAGUUGCGAAGAACAUCCUGCAAAGAUUGUGGAGGUUUAUUGUGUGGACCAUUCAAAGCCAUGUUGUACCUUAUGUGCAACCCUUUCACAUCGCAAAUGUGAAAACGUGACCUCAAUCGAAAAUGCCGCUAAAGGUAUAAAGAAAUCCAAACUUACAACUACUUUGGUUAAAAAACUUUACGAAAGGAAUAAGGAACUUAAUGAAAUAAUUGAGAAUCGGAAAGAUAGUAUGACUAAAUUUGAAACCACAUCAGAAAACAUUAUUCAAGAAGUGUCAACAUUAAAAAGGGUGGUAAUAGAUCAUUUAAACAAAUUAGAAGAGAAAAUUAAGGUCGAAGUGGCCUCAUCAAAGAGGCAUGUGCUCAUGAAAUUUACUGAUGAAGUUAAUACUUUUUCGAGUUAUAAAAGUACAUCGGCUAACUGGCAGUCAGUCCUUAAUGGGUCUAUAGAACAAGGAUCAGACCAACAGUGUUUAAUGGAAGUCAACAAGAUUUGUCCUAAAAUGACAAUUCUUGAAAACGAAAUGAAAGAAGAAACGAAAAAGAUGAAGAAAAUAGCUUUAAACUUCAUCCCGUCUGAAUUCAUUGCGAAUUUUAAAACGAGUGCAGAAUCAUUUGGUUGCCUUAAUAUAGCAGAAGACGAGGAUACAGGGACGCUGUCUGUGAAGGGUUGUAGAGAAAAUGUUAAUUUUCGCAGCGGCGACAUUAAAAUUUUGCACAAAAUUUAUGCUUUCGAAAGUGGUGCCACAAGUGCAAUAUUCACCGGUGAUUACUUAGUUAUAGUGAGCUUUAGCAAAAGUAAUGUUGAAAAAUACAGUCUUGAUGGUAAAUUAGUACAAUUAUUAGCUGUAGAAAAUUAUCCACGGGAUAUAGCACAAGUUAAUCAGACUCAAGUCGCUAUUGCGAUUGAUAAUAAAAACAAAAUUUUGUUUGUUGACGUUGCGGAAAUGAAGUUAUUACGAACAUUGAAUCUAUCAGGUAUACCAGUAUGUGGACUAUGUUGUGUCGAAGGAAAUACAUUUAUUGUAUCUCAUGGAUCCACAUUGACAUGGGUAAACUCAUCAGGAAAGAAAUUGAAACAGAAAACAACAGAUGGCCAAUCGUUUUAUGUUUCGACAUCGGAUAUGAAAGAUUAUAUAUAUGGAGAUGGAGAUAAGUCAUUAUCACGUGUAGUAGGGGACGCAACCAAGUUCACGUACACAAAUACAGAGCUUGAACACCCUAGAGGAAUUGGAAUAGACUUUGAGGGUAAUAUAUACAUUGCUGGAUACUGGUCACAAAAUAUUCACCAAAUUACGAAUGAUGGGAAAUUAAUACGAGUAAUUCCGAUCGAAACUUUUGGAAUUUUGAGUCCAUGGACUAUACGGUUUGCUCCCAACAGCAAUAAAUUUGUCGUUACAUGUGGUGGUUCAGGACAAGUUGUACUGUGUGAAAUUGAUUGAAAACGCUAUAUUACUGUUAUAUUUAUAUACAUUGCUUUACUACCAAUUUUACCCUCUCCUGGCUUAUAAAUAAAAUAAAAAUCCUUGAUUUGUUGUCCAAGUUGGAAUGAAAAGAAAUACAUGCUAAUAAAUGAA
Messenger RNA from Mytilus californianus (California mussel), 2099 nucleotides. Its product is annotated as E3 ubiquitin-protein ligase Midline-1-like. Bases 27 to 1964 code for a protein of 645 amino acids. Lineage: Eukaryota; Metazoa; Mollusca; Bivalvia; Mytilida; Mytilidae. The transcript has a single exon. Gene Ontology annotation, molecular function: zinc ion binding. The record is from RefSeq and is a predicted model, not a curated record.